Molecule: messenger RNA, 10852 nt
Organism: Octopus sinensis (East Asian common octopus)
Lineage: Eukaryota; Metazoa; Mollusca; Cephalopoda; Octopoda; Octopodidae
Exons: 17
Coding region: 63-8504 (2813 amino acids)
Molecular function (GO): protein dimerization activity
Source: RefSeq, a predicted model, not a curated record
GGUCAUGUGAUGCUCCACGUGGCUCUCGCCGCCAAGAGGAAAAAGAUUUCCCAGACUGCAACAUGAAACGCGCUCUCUCGAAAGAUGGCGGAGAACUAAGCUGUCUCACAAUGCUAAGAGAUAAACGCUAUGCGACUAGAAGUAUCCAGUCUGAAAUGCCUGGGACCUCUUCGGAUAAUGUCAACUGUGCCUCCCUGGAUUCGGGCCAGGCAGAAGCAACCAGCCAACUACCUCCGUCACAGUUUUUAACACACAAUAUAAUCGGGAAUUCUCUUGGCAACGAGCAGUUUAAGGAGCUGUCGAAUGCAAACAAGUCACCAUCAGAUGUAUUAUUCAACGACGAGAACAAUGGACGACACAACAUACAAAUGAGGAAAUUUGACUGCUAUAAUCACACCUUAGAGAAUGGUGAAAUGGUAUUGUUGCCUCAGACAAAUCUACACCAAAGUUACCAGCAGCAACAGCAACCUCAAGAUAACACUGUCUUACUCUCAGGAACUCCUAAUAAUCAAGAACUUCUAAAGGAUUAUUUUCACGAUAGCCUGCCCGGCAGUUGCUGCUGCUCACACGUCUAUUCUCAGAAAAAUCCCUCAUUUGGUAACACUACUCCAAGACGUCCAGACUUCUGCGAGGCCAUAAUGAAAUCAAGUUGUAGUGGUACUAUUUCUACUAGUAUUACUAGUAGUAGUAGUAGUAUUAUUAGUAAUAGUAGCAGUGGUGGCAAUAUUAGUAAUUCAAUGUCUAAUCAUGUACUGCAAAUGGAUUCUAAUUCAAAGAGUACCAACGAAUUUCUCAGUCUAGCACCAAACAGUAUAAGUUCUCUGGAGGCUUGCGGCGGCAUGUACUGCGAUUGCCCAAUGAGUGCUUGCCAAGACAUCUAUUGUGAUGGUUCGAUAUGCAGUUGUCAGAACAUAAAUUGUGAUAGUUCCAUGAGUUCGUGCCAGGAUGUUCAUUUUAGUAGUCCGAUGAAUAUUUGUUGUCGUGAAGUUUCUUGCAGCAGCUUUGCACCUCCAAACCUAAAGUGUCAAGGACAAAUGAUGCUUCCUAAAUCGAAUGCUUACGAAAGGAAUUCCUACAAGAGCAAUCAACCCUUGUCUAAUGUUAAUUCUAGCAAGGCCCAGGCCAAUAGGUUCUGGGAUAAAAGACCAUCUUUACAAGCUCAAAAAGUCCCAAAUACCUUUAUAUAUGAUUUAUCAUACAACAACGUAAGCGAACAAAUGGAUAAAUGUUUGGCUGUUAAAAGUGAGGACAAUGAAAAUCUAAUUUACCCUGACAAAAACCAAAUUUGGCAAUACACGACAUGCCACCAGACUUUCCCAUCAAUUAAACAUCAAAACAAAAGCCCAAACUGCUGCUCUUUCCAAAACUCCCCGAAUUCCAUGAUUAAGGUAGAAAAACCAAAACUGUGGAAUUGUGCUCACCAACCCCUCUCUGAGAAUUUUGUCUACCAAGAACAACUUUGUAAAGCUUGUAACCCAGCUAUGGAACCCCAAGAAAUAAGCGGUUCCAUGCCAGCUGUUAACUAUUUACACACAAAUAUGAAAUCAAGAAGGCCCGUGAAUAACGUGAUUUGCAAGAGUUCACCCGAUUUAGUCCCAUCUCAAAAAUACAUGCACAACGGUCAACUUUUUUUCAAUUCUGCUACCACCACUACUUCUACUGGUACUAUUACCACCACUUCUACCAUCACAAUGACAGCAACCACAUACAUCACUGCUAUCACCACCACCACCGCUGCUGCCUCCAAUAAUUCCUUCUCACCUCAUUGCUGUUCCUCCUGUUCUGUUCAACCUCUUAACUAUAAAUUAUUUCCACCUAAAACUUCAGAAUGUUCGACGACUGAAGCAGCUGAAAGCAAAAUCUCAUUACAAUACGACCAACAUUCUGUGAUAAGCUUCAUGUCUUCAGACUCCGAGAGUGAUAACAUGACUUGGUCAGCGAGUGAAGGGAAAGAGGAGUUGAACAAAUCAAGCAGUUCAGGUCGCAGCCUCCCAAGUCCACCUGUCUUCAAGAAUGUUUCAGAGGCAUUACAUCGAUUACCUGAAAGUCCUAAGGUGCCUUUGGUGUGCAUGGAAGAUGUCAUUGUUAUAGACUCCUCUCCUGGAAGUGAUAGUUCUUCAAUUGACACCCCAAACAAUUCAAAUACAUCAAAUAGUUCUGCCAAACCUCCAACUCCACAGCAGCAGUCUUUUAGGGCAAAGACAAAUACGAACCCGAAAUCAGUUAAAAAAUUAUGUUUUGAUGAAGAAAAAUGCGAAAGCCAGUUUUCUAAGAAUUCUAAAGAGAGUUCUAAAAAUCACAGAUCUCAAGAAGUAACAAAAGAAAAUCCAGCAAAUUCUGCAAGCAAAACGUCAGCAUCACGCUCAAAUCAGAAAAAUUCCAUUGUAAAUAAUAAACCCAAUCCAGUCUUUUCAAGGAGUAACAGAAUUCGUUCACCGAGCAUCCGUUACAAGGAUGAUGUCUUGUCUUUUCCUUUAGUCUUUCCUAGUCGUUCGAGUCAGUCAGCUUCUAAUAGAGUGAGUGAAAUUGUACAGAAGUCCAGAGUUCCCAAUCGACGACGCCAACCAGAUUUGGUAAAAGUUGAAGAGAAAUCGUCUGAGAAAGCAGAUGAAACAGUAACUUCCAAAAAUUUAAAACGUCAAGCAAAAUGCACUCCAGAUGCUAAAUCUACCAGUUUACCUUUAGAUCGGAGGAAAAUGCUGCGGUCUUCAAAUAAAGUAGAGGAUAAGUCUCCAGUUAAAUUGGAAAAAGAUAUCAAAACAGAUGAUAAAAAUUCUGUACAAAAUUCUGUACAAAGCAAGGAAGUAGUUUUGAAACAGGAGCAGGAAGAUCAAGUGGAAUUUAAACAACCUGAAAAUUUGUUAAAUAAGAUCUCACCAUCUCUUCAAAACGAAGAUGGAUCUGAUAAGUGUCACCAAACAGUAGAAUCUCCACCUGAGGUUGCGGUGCAAUCACACAAAGUCACCAAACCGUGUAGUUUUGAAGACAGAGGAAAGAAACUUCACACAGCCACUGCAUCAGCUUGCCAUACUAAGACGGAUAGAAAGCACAAUUCUCAUAACACUGCCACAACAACAUCUUUUACUAGCGACCAAAUUCAGCCAUCGACUAGUUCUGUAACUGCCAAUUUUUCUUCGACCGUUAAUACAGUCAUUAGAGAGCCAUUACCUCUUAGUAUUUUAUCAAGACCAGAGAAAGCAAUAUCCGAAUGUAAAAAAAAUUCUGCGUUUGUAAGCUCUGAAUUGGACAGGUAUCUUGCCGGAGAAACUGAGUCUGUUAAUUCAAAUGCGGAUUUAUCCUUUUCAAAAAAUAAAGGGAUUCUUCCCAAAAGUGGGCCAUUUUUACCAAGCAAAACAACUCCUUUCUGUGAUAAAACUUACGCUUUUGAGGGGAAUGAAAAGUCAAACGAGAAAGCCCUUCAAAAGACAACUGGCAUUGUUUAUAAUACAAGAAGUAAAUGCAGCAGCAGUUCUGUUGCUGUCCAUGAUAGUGAUAAGAUUAUUGUUGAUAACCAUCUUCAUGUUGAUGUUUAUGACAUGGAUAAUGAUGCAAAUGAUAAAACUGGUAAUGUUACUAAUGACAAUAGAGAUAAUGUUAACAAAAUUACUGGCAAUAUUAUAAACGAGAAUCCUGAUUGUGUUACGAGUGAAAAUAACGACAAUGUCACUAAUGAUAAUUCCAAUAUUGUUACAAAUAAAAUUACUGUUAAUUAUACAAAUGAUAAUGUUACAAACGAUAAUACCUUUAGCGUUACUAACGAUUAUAAUGACAAUGUUAUUAGUGAUAAUAUCGAUAAUGUUACGAACAAUUACGCAGAUAGUGUUUGUAAUGAUAAUAUCGACGCUGGCAAUGUUAAUGUUAAGGAUACUGUUAAUAAUUCUGUUAAUAAUCAUAAUAAUACUGUUAACAAAACUUAUGAUGAUAAUAAUAAUAAUAAUAAUAAUAAUAGAGAAAACAAUCAUAAUAGUAAUAAUGCUGAAAGAUUAUCGUUGCCGUGUAAUAGUUCAUUCAAAGAUAGGGUUAAUUCAAGCGUUAAUGAAAACAAGGCAGGUAAUUCAUUUAGUUCAGCAUAUAACAAUCACCUGAUUCAGUUGGCUGCUGUAAGUAAACAGAUUUCAGCUAAUUUGCCUGAAUCCAGUCAGUCCAAGUCAUACUCUUCGGGAACUUCGAGUCUGUACGAACCAGACUUUGAUGAAGUCGAUGGCAUUCUGUUCAUGUCCUUCCCUUCUGAGGAAUCUUUACAGGCUCACAUUGCUGUUGAACGUAAGGAUAAGUGGGAAUCUACCACCGGUCAUAUGUCCAGUAUUUCUAAUAUACUCAGUUUCCAUCGCUGGAAGGAAACUCACCAGGAGGAGAAGUUUCCUAGGCCAGCAUUCGACAAAAACAUGAACCUUCGGGGCUUGCACAUGCGAUUGAAAAGAUACUGCAAACUUCUACGGUCUGAAUGGCUCAAAAUUAAACAGAAGAAUUCAACCAGAAACAACCACAGAAAAGCUUUCAAGUUCAGUCGGUUCCAGAUGGCCACGAGAAGCAAGAGAUGGACCAGGACUAACAGUGCUCUUUGCGCAGGCAGGAGCUUAGCAUCGCGGAACAAAAAUGCUGGUAAAUUUCAGAAACUUCACUGGCGAACGGAGGCUCGGAUUCUUCGAGGUUUGAAACCGGAAGAAGUCCGACAAAUGGGAAUGAAGAAGAAACGUAGAAAGAAGUUCAUUUUUACUCACCGCAAGGGUUGCAAAAGACAGGAUGCUUCCGGAAACGAGGACUCUGAUAGUGGCAGUAGCAAGAAUUCUAUGGAAGAAGAUGCUGUCAGCCACACAUCGGUAGUAAAAGAGGUGAAGGAAGUGAAAUGUGGAAAGAAUGGUUACAUCCAUCCUAUGCGCAGCUGUUGCAGAAGAGAGAAGGUGGUAUCAGUUGAAGAGAAGAUGUCAAGAGCUGUUAGAAGUUGUAAAUCUCAUUCUGAUGAAGAAAAACCUGUCAUUGAAAAAUCAGCUCAUUUGUUGUAUCAAUCAGAUGAAAUGCAUGCCAUUAGGAAACUUGGAGAAUUUGAGCUGAAUGAACCUUCAAUACGGAAAAGGACAAGAAGUCAGGUAGAAUAUUUCAAAGACCAACAAACAAAGAACCAACGUCCCAACAAUAGUCUGCCACUGACUACUUUUACUCAAAGUAUGGCCCAGGCAGCCACAUCAGCUCUCCAUGACAACUUCAUCAGAAAGAAUGGUUCUGCUGCCACAUUGGCUGCUUUCUCUGAUGGCAAACACGACACAGAUAUGUUCACACAGGUGGACUCUGUGAUGGAUGAGAAAAGGAGAUUGGAGGAGGCUUCACAGUUGAUACCCCUGGGAGGCUGCAAAGGUUACAAAGAAAAACACCCCAGUCAAGCACCUGCAGUCCGUCUCUGCAACACUUCCGAGGAAGAACUAGAUAAGGAAACUGUCCGCAUUCUCCUGGCUCGUCAAAAGCUGAAAGCAAAAAAUGAGAAAUGUAAUAAACCAGGUUGCCGGUAUGGCUGUAUCUGUCACUUGUGUUGGAUUUCAGAGAAUAAUGAAGAAUUAACUAAGCCUUGUGCAAUUUCUACUAAGGCCUGUGAUAAAGAAUAUUGCCGUUUAGGUUGCAUCUGUGAUAACAAUGAAAAUACAAAGUUGAAAGUAGACUGUGCGAAACCUUGUUGUGAGUUGACGACCUGUUGCUGUGAUUCCCCCACUAAGAACUUGCCAACCGAGUCCAAGAAAUCAAGCCCCCCUAAAAAUUUAGAUUGCAACAAGAAUGAAACUGCUAAGAGUCCGUUGACGUCACCUGCAUCUAACGAGUGUGUCGAUGAGAAUUCUUGCUCUUCUGUGCAAGACAAAGACAAGCUAACUUCUGCUGACAAUACACCGUCGAACAAAGAGGAUACCAGUUCCAACAAAAGCAAACUUCCCAAGAAGGACAAAUAUGCUUCGCUCCCCAGACGGCAAAUGACUCAUCGAACAGCCAAGAAUUUAGAUGCUAUCAGCAGAAAAGCGAUGAUGUUUUAUGAAACGAGUGAAAUGUAUCAUUUGAAAAAAAAGAGGAAUCAAUCUUCAUUGCGCUCACAUGUUGCUGGAUCCAGGAGAAAGUUUUCUUGUAGGAGCACAAAGUCAGUGCGAGGCAAGGCUUCUGGCAGUGAGAAGGAGAAUUCCAAAUCUUCAACACCAUUUAAACGAACAUAUUCUCUUCGAGGAAGCAGCAACAGACAUCUGAGUACUGAAAAUAGUGAGAAAUCAAGUGAGCACUCUGGCCACACAUCAGAUCCUUAUGCAUACCCUGGCCAGAGUAUAGAAAACUGUGUUGUUGAAAUUGACCAAGUUAAUGGUAACAAGCACUGCAAGCAGUUUGGUGUUGUGACAAGGAAAAUGGUACCCAAGGAAGACACAGAAAACUAUAAUGUUGGGAAUAAAGAAUUACAGCAAAAUGCUAAGGAAACAAGCAUAGCCAAAAGAUUGCGUAUGGCCAGUAGAAAGCCCGUUUAUCACAAAAGUUGGUCUCUAAGAUCGAAACAAGUAAAACUGCUGGACACACGUAGCCAGUCAAUGAGACAGAGUGACCGAGAAAUGAAGGAAGGAGCCUACGUUACUCAGUCUGGCUGGCUGCUGAGGUCAAAGGAGAGAUUGGCAAAGGCAGUGAAGAAAGAACCAGUACAAGAAAUACCUGUUAGAAGGUGCCAUACUCGAUUGUCCGAAGCAGGAAAUGAGAAAAUAAAAUCUGAAUACAAGAGACCUAUGAAAAUUAGGUCCAGAAAAGCAAGUUCAGGUGUAACCUGCACUGAUAAAGCAGUCAAGAUGAGGAUGAAGACAGAAAUAAGGGAGACCCCACAAACAUAUCACAAAAUCUUACCCACACUUUACAACAAUAACCAAUCAUUAAACCAUGUGACGUCAAAUGAUAAGUCCCAAUCAUCAUCUCCAAACACAUUCCAAAACUCUGGAAUAGUAAAUAAUUCUGAUUUGGUUUCUGCAGUUUCAGAAUAUGAUGAAAACGCUGUCGUUCCUAAUUCUUCUAGCAAUGUCUCCAACCAUCAGGUUCAGUUGGUUUCCAUCCCCUUUCCAACAAAACAUACAAACCAAAACCCCGCAGACAUUUCUGAAUGGAAUUCCGAUGUAGUUGCACUUCCUUUGUCAAUUCCAAGCAACACCUGUUCAGUGUCCGAUAACUGUGCUAUGGAGAAUUCCACUUGCAAUUUACCAAACUCUUUGAGAAGCAACAUUGUUGUUACGGCUGUUGAUCAAAAUAACACGGAUGUGAAUGACAUGGCAUCAACUAAUUCACAGCUCCUUCCUCGGAAUUUGUUAGCUGCUGAAAGCAAACAGGGGUUGGUUUUAAUACCCUACGACACCUCACUUUCUAGCAGCGAAACUAUAGUUGCUGACCCAUCUACUGACAGUCCCGAUGACAAACAAUGUGUAACUAGAACAGGUAUAAAAGAAGAUAGCCAUUUGGCUGAUGCUGCGAUGAUAGCAUCUAGCCAACAACAUGAGAACUUGGAUUAUAAAUUUUCAACAGAAUUACAUCAGCUGAAAAUAGAAAAAGUUGAUCCAAAUUCAGAAUCACAGUCACUGAUAAAAUACAAACAUAUGGACAAUCUAAGUUACAAGACUGAUUCAGGAAUCGGUUCAGCUACAUCAGUGCCAAAUGACGUCUAUUUGGAUGUUGAUUGUUAUGAAGACAUAAUUGUCGAUGAUGAAGGAUACCACAAUGCUUGCAACUCUAGUUCCGCAAAAGACAAGAGAAACAGCAAAAGGUUCAGGAAUGAUAUCCAGCGUUCACGUCAUAUGUCUAGGGAACGGGAACGUCGUCUUCAAAUACUGAGCAAAAUGACCAUGUUACAGUUGGUAGUGUAUGAGAAUGAUCCAGAGAAUAGGAAUAAGAUUCUUCCAAAGCAAGUUAUUUUGGAUACAGCAAUAGAACUCGUCCAUACCUUAAAGAUUGGUGAAGAUAGUUUAGUAUCACUGAUAAGUUGUUUGUAUACAAAAAAUAACUUUCUCUGGGAGAAGUUAUCAAAAGUUAAAGGAGAAUUAUAUGAAAUCGGUUACGUCGAAUCGGAGAUCAAUAAAAUUCUUGAUGACGCUGGCUUACCAUUUGACAUGUACAAACCUCCAGUGAUAUCCACGGCACAGACGUAUGAAGACAUGGGAUCUCCUCUCAAGUUCGUUCCAUCAAAUCAUCCCUCAACUUUCGAAUGUCAGAUAAUCUCUGACGAAGACUGCGACGUCGAUGUGGUCUCCGAGACCACAACAGUUCCUCAGAACCAAAUCCUGAUGGCACAGUGUCGCCAACCUACACCAAACUGCAAUGAACCUAUUAGCAAUGACGAUGAUGUCAUUAUACUCUCACCAGAAUGGGACGCAGAACAGAAAAUACCAGAAUUCGACACUAAUUCCUCCACACUUAUGAUUGAUAGUGUUUUCAGCCUGGCUCCAGAAAACUACGAGAACUUCAGUACGUCAUAUAACAUCCCUGAUGAUACACAAAUCAUCCAACCGGAUUAAAUUUUCUAUGCAUUGGCCCCACUGUUGAGUGACGUUUUUUUUCCAAGUUUUACAUUUAGUGUGUGAACAAGGAAUAACAGAGAACAGCUUGCAUAUGUAUAACGUACGCAAGCACCUACCAAAAAGUAGAAUAUUAACUGACCGAAUACAAAAUUCAUGCCACUGCAUUCUGUGAGUCUUAAGAAGUCAUAAUAUUGUAACAAUUUGACGUCUCUCCUUGAUUAUAUAUAUGUGUAUAUAUGUAUAUAUAUGAUGUUAAAAAGGGCAGGAGAGACGGAAGAUUUACGGAAGUUCAAUUAUAAAAACAGCAGGUUACAACCACUUUCAUCAACUCGUAACUCGCAUUCAUCCAAGUCAUUAAACAUUAAACUAAUUGUGUUAAUUGUAAAUUUAAAAGUAAAAAGAAAAAAAAAAAACUAAAACAAGUAAAAACAGAAUGCAAACAAUUUUAUUUAAAUUUUUUUUGAUUUAAGAGGUUAUUUUUCGUAGUUCUGUAUUUUUUUUUUUUUUUUGUAAUUAAAUAUUUUUUAAAUGUGGAUCUGGCAGCAAUAUUAAUGAAUGGAUAAACUGUUAAUUACUCGUUAAAGACCCCGCCCCCAUUAUCAUUGUUUAAUAACUCCUCAAAAAAAAAUGCUGUUAAUAAUCUGAACUUUUUACUCAUCAAAACUCUUUGUUGCUAUAAAGAACUGCUCUAUUGUUAUACACAACACCUCAAGGAUUGCUCACUCAUUGCUUCAAGGACUGUUCUUCAUCACACACCAUUGCCACAAGGACUACACUUCAUGACAGGGAAUGUCUCCAUCAUAUACACCAUUGCUACAAAGACCUCCUUGUUACCUACCAUAUACACACCAUUCCAUACAAAGGACUCCAUUAUCCAUCAUAAACACACCAUUGCUGUAAAAACUCUCAGAUCAUCAUCAUCAAGGACUCUACUUCAUCUUCUCCAAUAUAUCAUCAUCCACACCAUUUCUAUAAGUAUUGUUCUUUACCAAACCCCUCAUGCUACUCUCGCAAGGAGUUCUUUACUCAUGAAACAUUUAAUUACUGUUUAGUAAACUAAACAGUUUCACUGUAUGGUGAUCGUUACAUAACUUUAGUUAAAAAUGUUAAUAAAAGUUUGCAGUUUCAGUCUGGAAACUUCAACAACAUACAUACAGCAGUAGUAUAUACUGUAAUUUAUUAGCAGGAAACGUUUGUUAAAUUAUAAAAAAGAACAAAACAAAAUAUUUCUCUUAGCUGUUGUCUUUUAUUAUUUCAGUAAGUUCUUGGAAUUUUCAAAUAAGGGGCUUGUAAAAAAAAAACAAAAAAUAAAAAUCCAUGCCCUGCAGUUAUUUUCAAUGGAUCUGGGUUAAUCUUUGGACAAUAAUGCUGGAUUGUGGUUGAUGUUGUAGUGAAACCACACACAGCCCCCCUUGUAAUAUCAGAAUACACCAUCAGUAGAGUUUUAGGUUCAGUUUCUGUCCUUACAUCUUGUGUUCCAGCGGCUAAAAUAUACCUCCUCCCCCUCCCCUUGCUACUGUUACAACUACCACCACCACCACCACAACCAUCACCACUUCUUUGCAUUCCUCUUUCUCUGUUCCCCCCCUUUUGGCAUGUAAUCACUUGUUCAGCUUUUCAACAGAAGUCCUUCUCUCUCUCUGUCCCUGUCUCUCAAACACCAGUAAUUUCUGGUUGUAAAUGCUAGGGUAGAUAUACAAGGCUCUGAUAUUAUAAUUCUCUGGCAUCAAGCAUAACGAACUAUUAUUAUUCAUGCAAGAAUUGCUUUUGGUUUAAAAUGCCUACUUAGGAUUCCUUUUACUUUUUAUAACUUGAAUUCUCUCAUCUAACAAAAUCCUUUUUUGUUUUUUUUUUCAAUCCCAGGAAAAAUAAAUAUGGCAGCUAUCUUUUUGUUUCCAGCUUCAAUUUGAAAAACUGAAAACAAAUUUUAAAAAAAUCAAGGCUUUAAUGUUAUUCAUCUACAUUUUAGAAAAUUGGAAAUAAUCUUCAAAUUAAUAAUAUAUCAUACUCCAUCGAUUUAUUUUCUUAGAUUUGAUAAUUCUCUUCUUCGUACUCUAUAAAUAUAACGAAAGGGAAUGGAGAGAUGAACGCUGGAGAGUAUUGGACAAAAAUACUUCACCAUUUUAGAAUAUUAUCUCUCGAGUCUGUUCUGGUUGGAGUAUCUUGAAUAUGUCCAGAUCAGUAAAAUAUCAGUAAUAUAUUGAGUUCAAAUUCAGUCAAGUAUAUUAAUGAAAGGAAAUGAAUAUUGGUAACAGUGAUUAACACCAUGAAGCAGAGUUAAGCUCUCUCUAUGAAGUGAAGAACUGUUAAAUGAAUAAGCAGUGGAAAUUAAAAGUAAAUACACC